AUGCACUGCGCACAAGCUGGAAAGUCUUUAAUUAAAUUCAACCACUGUGAGAAAUCCAUCUACAGCUUCAGUGUGCCUCAGUGCUGCCCCCUGUGCCACCAGGAUGUGGGCUCAAGGAAGCUGGAGGAAGCGCCUGUGAGCAUCUCUAACCCAUUUACAAACGGGCAUCAAGAAAAGUGUUCAUUCCUCCUCAGACCAACUCAGGGGACGUUUCUUAGGGAGUAUGAUGGAAGGUCUGAUCUUCACGUUGGAAUAACUAACACAAAGGGAGUUGUGUAUAACUACAAUGUUCAUGGUGUCCAGCGAGAUGAAGCAGGGUGGGAGCAGAGUCUAAGUAUCCCAUUACUGCAGCCCAACAUGUUUGGACUCAUGGACCAAUGGGACAGGUACCUGGAAGACUUCUCCACCACAGGGACCUGGCUGCCUCACAGGUAUGAGGAAGACCACCACAACUGCUACAGCUACACCCUCACGUUCAUCAACUGCAUUCUGACCAUGGAAGGCAGAGAGCAACUGGACAAGAGUGAGUUCACAGAGAAAUACGUGGUCCCGAGGACAAGGCUGGCUUCCAAGUACAUCACACUCUAUCGGGCAAUAGAAGAGCAUGGCUUCUACGUGACUGACCGUCCUGACCGAGAGACAGGCCCUGCUUAAGGAAGCGUCUGUGCCGAGUGCUGUGCGCAAGGGCAGAGGGGACAGGACGUUGGGGGAUUACCGCCUUUACUCAGCACUGUGGAUUUCUACAUGUAGUUAACUGUGGCAUGAAGAAAGUGUAUGGUUUUCCUUUAAGCAUAUUGCUGCUUACCACAGCAUAAGAAUUUAUAAAAACUAAUAAAAAUUGCUCUGGGUUUUACAAA
Messenger RNA from Galeopterus variegatus (Sunda flying lemur), 857 nucleotides. It is a transcript of the gene MKRN2OS, whose product is annotated as MKRN2 opposite strand. The record is from RefSeq and is a predicted model, not a curated record. NCBI's taxonomy places the organism in Eukaryota, Metazoa, Chordata, Mammalia, Dermoptera, Cynocephalidae. The transcript is spliced from 4 exons. Bases 1 to 654 code for a protein of 217 amino acids.